CCGCGAGCAGACUCUACCAUCUCCAGUGCAGAUACAGCUGUAAGGUCGAGAGCCAACUCUGAAGCCACUAAUGCCCCGGCCAAGAUGGAGUACGAUGAUGUUUCGGUGGCCGAUGCCUUGAAUCCCGACCCUCGAAACGAACAGGACUUCAUAGUGCCAGACAAUAAGUUCGCCUUCUCUCCAGGACAAUUGAACAAGAUGCAGAACCCUAAAUCUUUGGCUGCGUUCCAGGCACUUGGAGGCAUGCAGGGAUUGGAACGAGGACUGCGGACAGAUCUGACAUCUGGUCUGUCGGUCGAUGAGACUCUCUUGCAGGGUUCGAUCAGUUUUUCGGAAGCGACUUCCCCUGACUAUGCCUCUUUCAAAGAAACCGCUCCUCCAAACAUUGACGCCCUGAUUACAGAGUCCGGUACGCAAUUCCAAGACCGCAUAGGCGUCUUCUGUCAGAACAGACUGCCUGCUCGGAAGUCAACGGGAUUCUUGAAGCUGUUUUGGCAAGCCUACAACGACAAGAUCAUCAUCUUGUUAACGAUAGCUGCUAUCGUGUCGCUGUCCCUUGGUAUCUAUGAGACUACGAGCGAAGGUAGUGGAGUGGAUUGGAUUGAAGGAGUGGCGAUUUGUGUGGCUAUUCUGAUAGUCACUAUUGUGACUGCCGCAAAUGACUGGCAGAAGGAAAGACAGUUUGCUAAGCUGAAUAAACGUAACAAUGAUCGAGAAGUCAAGGCUGUUCGAUCUGGCAAGGUCUCCAUGAUAUCGAUACACGAUAUCACAGUUGGUGACAUUCUUCAUGUCGAGCCGGGCGACGCCAUUCCUGCGGACGGGGUUCUCGUCUCGGGUCAUGGCAUCAAAUGUGACGAGUCCUCCGCUACAGGAGAAUCUGACCAGAUGAAGAAGACUGAUGGAUAUGAAGUCGGGCGGUUGAUCUUAAAUGGGAAGGCUACGAAGAAGCUUGACCCGUUCAUGAUCUCGGGCAGCAAGGUGCUUGAAGGUGUCGGUACCUACUUAGUCACGAGUGUCGGGCCGUACUCAACCUACGGCCGGAUCUUGCUGUCUUUGCAGGAAUCGAAUGAUCCGACACCUCUUCAAGUCAAGCUGGGUCGACUUGCUAAUUGGAUCGGCUGGCUAGGCUCAGGUGCUGCGAUUAUCUUGUUCUUCGCUCUGUUCUUCAGGUUCGUGGCGGAUCUAUCCCAUAACACUGGAACGCCUGCGGCCAAGGGCAAGGAGUUCGUCGACAUCCUCAUUGUUGCUGUUACCGUCAUUGUCGUUGCGAUUCCUGAGGGUCUGCCGCUUGCUGUAACUUUGGCACUGGCAUUUGCCACAACCCGAAUGGUCAAGGAGAACAACCUUGUGCGCGUCCUCCGUGCCUGUGAGACAAUGGGAAAUGCAACAGUUAUUUGCUCCGACAAGACCGGGACCCUUACCCAGAACAAGAUGACUGUUGUGGCAGGGACCUUGGGCUCGAAGAGUUUCAAGCAUACCCCAGGCGAGGAACGCUCAUCUGACGUCUCAACUCCUGCUGAGUUUUUCAAGCAUUAUUCAGGCAAGCAGCGGGAUCUCAUCCUUCAUAGCAUCGCCUUGAACUCUACUGCUUUCGAGGAAGAGAAGGAUGGGUCUAAGGAGUUCAUCGGCAGUAAGACCGAGGUGGCUCUGCUGCAAAUGGCCAAAGAUCAUCUCGGCCUGGACGUUACUGCAGAGCGUGCCUCUGCGGACGUUGUCCAAUUGAUCCCCUUCGACUCUGCACGUAAGUGCAUGGGGGUUGUCUACCGGGAACCUACGAUGGGUUAUCGCCUCCUUGUCAAGGGCGCUGCUGAGAUAAUGGUCGGCUCAUGCACGACUCAGAUGGUCGAGGCAGACUCUUCUCACGGCCAUAUCUCCACCGAUGCCUUGCACGAGGGAGACCGAAGGGUUAUUCUAAACACAGUCGAAGCUUACGCAGGUCAGUCCCUACGGACGAUCGGACUAGUGUACCGCGACUUCCCAAGCUGGCCGCCGAAAGACGCCCGGUGCUUGGAAGAUGAUCCUGAAUCUGCUAGGUUCGAGGAUGUUUUCCGCGACAUGACCUGGAUCGGGGUUGUGGGCAUCCAGGAUCCUCUCCGACCCGAAGUGCCCGCUGCCAUCCAAAAGUGCCAUGCGGCAGGUGUACAGGUGAAGAUGGUCACUGGUGACAACAUUGUAACCGCCAGUGCGAUAGCUUCGUCAUGUGGAAUCAAGACAGAGGACGGCAUUGUCAUGGAAGGACCCAAGUUUCGUCAGCUUUCUGACGAGGAAAUGGAUCGAGUGAUUCCUCGUCUUCAGGUGCUAGCUCGCUCGUCACCCGAGGAUAAGCGGAUUCUGGUGGCACGGCUCAAGAAACUAGGCGAGACUGUCGCCGUCACCGGUGAUGGUACUAACGAUGGGCCAGCCUUGAGAACAGCUGAUGUCGGCUUCUCCAUGGGAAUUGCUGGAACAGAAGUCGCGAAGGAAGCCAGUUCGAUCAUCCUUCUAGACGACAAUUUCAAGUCCAUUGUCACCGCCAUUGCAUGGGGCCGGGCUGUCAACGAUGCUGUCGCCAAGUUCCUUCAGUUCCAGAUCACGGUCAACAUCACAGCUGUGGUCUUGACCUUUGUUUCGUCCUUGUACAGCAGCGAGAACAAGAGCGUUCUGAACGCGGUGCAGCUGCUCUGGGUCAACUUGAUUAUGGACACUUUUGCAGCUCUUGCCUUAGCGACUGACGCCCCAACGGAGAAGAUUCUCAACCGCAAGCCUGUUCCCAAGAGCGCAUCACUAUUUACAGUGAUCAUGUGGAAGAUGAUUCUCGGCCAAGCUCUCUAUCAGCUGGCCAUCACCUUCAUGCUUUACUUUGGUGGAAACCAGAUUAUCGGGUCGCGACUUGGAACCCACGACCCGCAAACGGUGCUCAACACUAUCGUGUUCAAUACCUUUGUGUGGAUGCAGAUCUUCAAUGAAUUUAACAACCGACGACUGGACAACAAGUUCAACAUCUUCGAAGGCAUGUUCCGCAACUACUGGUUCCUGGGAAUCAACUGCAUCAUGGUCGGCGGUCAAAUCAUGAUCAUUUUCGUGGGAGGAGAGGCUUUUGGCGUGACCCGUCUCGAUGGGAUCCAAUGGGCCAUUUGUAUUAUUUGUGCGCUCGGCUGCCUCCCAUGGGCGGUUGUUCUCCGUACGGUCCCCGAUGGGCCAUGCGAAGUUGCUCUCAACUUUGUCGUCCGAUGCAUGAAUUUUAUCUUCAAGCCCAUCGGCCGUGCUAUGAGUCAUCUUGCGGCCAUGAUUCGCUCUUGUCUGCGACCGGUUAAAAGAACAGCCCAGCGUGUUGUGAAGCGCGGUGGGAAGGAAGAGCAGGACACUAACACUGAUGCCUUGCCCGACGAGGAGGCAGGAAGGGUGUCGUUGCACGAGUUGAAGAGAGAGCAGACGCCGGAGGCGCCUGUUACAUCAAUUCCGGUGCCUCCAAUUACUAUUACGACUUCUUGAUGAUUUGUAUGAUGUUUAAUUAGCGGGUUUUGAGCUUCUGUAUAUAUGGGUAUACAGCGAUUAAGCAUGCGUGGGUAUGCAGAUAGUGCAUGGAGUUGGUGGCUUUUUGUUAGAUUCGAAACAAGCAGUAUAUGUACAUUAGAUAAAUAUAAUCCCCAG
Messenger RNA from Aspergillus costaricaensis CBS 115574, 3630 nucleotides. It is a transcript of the gene pmcB, whose product is annotated as putative calcium-translocating P-type ATPase(PMCA-type). The record is from RefSeq and is a predicted model, not a curated record. The transcript is spliced from 4 exons. Gene Ontology annotation, biological process: calcium ion transmembrane transport; intracellular calcium ion homeostasis. Gene Ontology annotation, cellular component: intracellular membrane-bounded organelle; membrane. The coding region runs from base 85 to 3471 and encodes 1128 amino acids. Gene Ontology annotation, molecular function: P-type calcium transporter activity; ATP hydrolysis activity; ATP binding. Lineage: Eukaryota; Fungi; Ascomycota; Eurotiomycetes; Eurotiales; Aspergillaceae.